CCUCCUGGCUGGUGUCACAGUCGGAACUCUGACAAGCCAGCCAGCAGCCCCGCCGCAGCAGAGCCCUCCGGAGAGCGUGGGAGCCAGCGCCCUGCCCCAGAGAGUAGGACAAAGAUGGCCAAGAAUGUCUGGGAACCAGUGGGCCUGGGCCUAGCCCUUCUCCUCCUGGCGCUGGAGACCACUGUGACAGGCAGUGCUUCCCACAACUGCUAUGGGACCCCUGGGCUACCUGGCACGCCUGGCAUGCCUGGCAAGGAUGGCAGAGAUGGUCUGAAAGGAGUCAAAGGCGAACCAGGCAUUCUGGCCAUUCCUGGAACCCGAGGGCCCAAGGGGGAGAAAGGAGACCCCGGCAUUCCCGGCCUGCCAGGAAAAAAUGGUCCCAUGGGUCCCCCUGGCACCCGGGGAGAGCCGGGCGAGUACGGUCAGCCUGGGGGCCCCGGCCUGCCAGGCAAUUACAAGCAGAAGCACCAGUCGGCCUUCUCAGUAAUGAGGCAGACCGGGCAGUACCCGGACAAGAAUGCCCCUGUGGUGUUCAACCACGCCAUCACCAACCUCAGCGAGGACUACAACACCACCUCUGGCAAGUUCACCUGCCGCGUGCCUGGCCUCUACUACUUCGUCUUCCACACCUCCCAGACCGCCAACCUCUGUGUCAACAUGUACAAGAACAGGCAGAAGGUGGCCAGCUUCUGCGACCACAUGUCCAACAUCAAGCAGGUCAGCUCCGGGGGCCUCCUGCUGCGCAUGGAUGCCGGGCACCAGCUCUGGCUGGCAGUCAAUGACUACAACGGCAUGGUGGGCAUUGCUGGCUCCGACAGUGUCUUUUCCGGAUUCCUGCUCUUCCCAGACUAGGCAGGCCAGCCCAGCCCUGCCCGCGCCAGCUGAUCCCAGCCUCUCUCUGCCCUCUAAUGUGCAUGCUGGCUCUCGCCCUGCAUCGCAGCGCCUCACAGUGGGGCACAAGGGAAUGGCAGCCCUGGGGCGCUCUCCACAGGCCCUCUGAUUCUCCAAAAGCUGCUUGCAUCAGCUUGCUUAGGGCUGGGGCAGAGCCUGUUGGCUGCAGUCCUGCCCCUGUCAGGUCCCAGUAGCCACCCAGACGCCACCCAAAAGCUAACCAGGGCCAAGCGGUUUUUCACAUGUGUUUUUGAGGCAGAGUCACCAAGUGUAAGGGAAGGGGGUUGUCUGGCUGCGUCCCCGCCUGGCCAUUGUCCCCGCUGUCCCCAGCCACUCUGUGCUCCCUACACAGUACAGGGUCUAGCUGCUGCAUGCACUAACCCCCACUGCUUCACGCUGCUCACACCCAGAGGGCCAAAGCCAGCCCUGGGGUCUCCCUACUGCCCCCAGCAAGUCGUGCCAGGGACGGGCUUGUCCCAGAAAAUCUGGAAAGGGAACUUGGCCGUGAACUUGUCGAAAAUGUCAAUAAAUCCUCACUCUGUGGCACGGGG
This is a messenger RNA of Gopherus flavomarginatus (Mexican gopher tortoise), 1442 nucleotides long. RefSeq names its product complement C1q C chain (gene C1QC). Bases 115 to 852 code for a protein of 245 amino acids. Lineage: Eukaryota; Metazoa; Chordata; Testudines; Testudinidae. The record is from RefSeq and is a predicted model, not a curated record. The transcript has 3 exons. Gene Ontology annotation, molecular function: protein binding.